AUGGCGACGGCGGCCCAGGACGCGCCGGGAGCGGCGGACGGCGGCGGCAGCAGCUCCGUGAGCAGCUCCGUCAGUUUGGCCCCGCCGGAGGCCCUGGAGGCCGUGGCCGCGGAGUGGAUGCUGGAGUUUGUCUGCUCCUGCCUGUGCCGGCACUUCGCGGAGCAGAGCGGGGCGGAGUUCUGGCGGUGGAGGGACGUUGCGCAGGCUCUUAUUAGUGGCCUCUCCCAAAUACCUCAACAUCAGAAAAAAACAGUAUAUCUCUGCCAGCUUUUGAUAAGAAUUGCACAAGGAAAAAGCCUUGGAUUACAGUUUGAAAACGAUCAAAGAAUUUCACCUUUGGAAUCUGCUCUGUCUUUCUGGACUUUACUUGAAAAGGAAGAAAUUAAACUGGAAAAGCUUCAUGAAGAAAUUCGUCGCUUGAUUCAAAUUCAGAUUGUAGCAGUCCAUAUGGAAAACAGAUAUUUCAAAGAAGCUGCUGAAGUUCUUGAAAGGCUGUUCACAGACUCUGAAUCAGAUAAGCCUUUAAGGGUGAAGCUGGCAACCGUAAUUAAAACCAAGGAUCCAUAUGUUCCUCUUCUGCAAAGCUUCAGUUACAGUCUUUUGAUAAGUAAAAUCAAGUCUUACAUUGAACUUUUCUUGAAAGAAAAUGAAACAAACUUCUUAAUACAGGAAGCCACAAAACAUGUGGUGUCUAAAGGGUUGGGAGCAACAACAUUGCAGAACAGACCUGUGGAAGUCAAUGAAAAUGGCAAAAGUGAUUUGGAAACAAAACAAAGGUUGGUGAAAGAGAAACAGUGUAUCACAAGUCAGUCAUCUGGAGUCAUAAAAAAACCCAUAGCAAGGAGACGUUCAAGACAGAAGCCCAAAGAGAGCAGAGCUCUUCAGAGUCUUAACAGCAUGCAAAAUGUGGGACAAAAUGAAGUUUCUUUGGCAUAUAGCCGAAGAAGACAGAAAUGGACUCCAAAAGAAGACUUGGAGCUGAAAUCAGGAGUAAGGGAGUUUGGAGUGGGUAACUGGGCUAAAAUUUUAGCCCAUGGUAACUUCAACAACCGAACAAGUGUCAUGUUGAAAGACCGGUGGAGAACAUUGAGCAAGAUCAAACAAAGUUGA
Molecule: messenger RNA, 1110 nt
Organism: Agelaius phoeniceus (red-winged blackbird)
Lineage: Eukaryota; Metazoa; Chordata; Aves; Passeriformes; Icteridae
Gene: TERF1
Product: telomeric repeat binding factor 1
Biological process (GO): telomere maintenance via telomerase; negative regulation of DNA replication; negative regulation of telomeric D-loop disassembly
Cellular component (GO): nucleus; nuclear telomere cap complex; chromosome, telomeric region
Molecular function (GO): protein homodimerization activity; telomerase activity; double-stranded telomeric DNA binding
Source: RefSeq, a predicted model, not a curated record